Molecule: messenger RNA, 1899 nt
Organism: Rhodamnia argentea
Lineage: Eukaryota; Viridiplantae; Streptophyta; Magnoliopsida; Myrtales; Myrtaceae
Product: WAT1-related protein At4g19185-like
Exons: 8
Coding region: 266-1462 (398 amino acids)
Cellular component (GO): plasma membrane
Molecular function (GO): transmembrane transporter activity
Source: RefSeq, a predicted model, not a curated record
AUUCUCGCACACAAUUUAAUAGACAUUGACCAGGAAAGACUCGCUCCCUGUGCCAUCUACGGGAAGUAGAAGAACUUUCAUCGUUAUCGCCCUUGAAAACGGGAAAUCCCAGAUUCAGCUCUCUGAGUUCUCUCCUUUUGACCGUCCCAAGCAAGCAAUUCCAUCAAGCACCUGCUCAUCCUCGAACCACUAGUGUGUGAAAAGUCUCAUCGUUUUUUAUCAGAUUUCUUAGUGUCUGCUCAGAAACAUAGAGGGGUGUGUGGAAAUGGCGGCUCCAGGGAAUGGGAAUGCGGUUGGAGGAGGAGGGGAUGCGUGGAGGGCGCACGCGGCCAUGGUGCUGGUGCAGCUCUGCUAUGGAGGGUACCACGUAAUUACCAAAGUGGCCCUCAACGUCGGCGUCAAUCAGCUCGUCUUCUGUGUCUUCCGAGACCUCCUCGCUCUCUCUAUCCUCGCCCCCAUCGCCUACGUCCGCGAGAGAAGGACGCGGCUUCCCAUGACCAAACGCCUCCUUGUGUCUUUUCUCUUCUUGGGAUUAACUGGGAUUUUUGGCAACCAGCUGUUGUUUCUUAUUGGUCUUAGCUACACGAAUCCAACUUACGCUGCUGCCAUUCAACCUGCCAUUCCUGUCUUCACCUUCCUCUUUGCAGUUAUGAUGGGUACAGAAACAGUGAAUUUGCUUAGGAUUGAGGGUCAGGCAAAGGUUGGAGGCACUCUUCUCUGCGUUUGCGGUGCAGUAUUAAUGGUUGUGUUCCGUGGCCCUGCUUUGAUUGGAUACAAGGAAGCAGAUUUUGCUGCACACAGUGAGAUAAUAGCCAGGAGUCAACCGGAGCCUGCGGGAUGGUUCUUAUCCAGCUUCUUGGAGUUUGGAAUUGAAGAUUGGCACCUCGGGAUUCUAUGUCUGAUUGGAAAUUGCAUGUGCAUGGCCGCCUUCCUAGCUAUUCAGGCUCCAGUUUUAACCAAAUAUCCUGCAAGCCUCUCCGUAACGGCAUAUUCAUACUUCUUUGGUGCUGUAUUUAUGGUAACUGCUGCAUUCUUCAUGACAAGCGAGUCAACAGAUUGGAGCCUCACACAGUCAGAGCUUUUUGCCGUCGUCUAUGCUGGAGUAUUUGCAUCUGCUCUUAACUAUGGACUGUUGACAUGGUCAAAUAAGAUCCUUGGACCGGCUUUGGUUGCUUUGUACAAUCCACUUCAACCUGCUGCGUCUGCCUUUCUGUCAAGAGUAUUCCUUGGGAGUCCUAUUUACUUGGGGAGCAUCAUAGGAGGAGCCCUUAUUAUUGGGGGACUUUAUGUGGUUACCUGGGCAUCCUACAGAGAGAGACAAGCCGUGAUUGGGAUUCUUCCUCACGUCACUCGAUCAUCAGAAUCGCCGGUUCACAAAGAUGGCCCAAUUAACAAGUUGUCCGACCAGAGAGGACUCAUUUUCUCGGGAUCUUCUACAGCGUUACACAAAGCUUUGGAUUGAUCUCAGACGUCAGGGACGGCAUUGUGAGUGACGGGCUUACGAGUACCUAGUUUUCUAGAUGAGGUACGUAUUCGAAGCCCUGGGCCAUUUCAGUUGAGCUUUGGAAGAGGUCCCUCUUGAACCUGUUGACUCUGCUAGAGGUGUCCUGCCUACUACCUGUUGCUCUAUUGGAACAUGUUUGGUGGAAGGAAUUGGAGGCAGAAUAGAAUGCAGGCUGGAUGGAGUGCCCAUUGCAGUUUCUGCAUUCGGUGGGAGCUUUUGGGGGCGGCUAUCGUUGGGCUUCAUUUGUUACGCGGAAAGACUAGUUGUUGGAAAACAUGUUUCUUAUCCAUUUGGCAUUGUUGAAGAGGAUGAGAGCAAUGCAAAUUGUGCUUAGAUUCUAACAGACGGUUUACGUUUCUUGAAAGCGGAAAUGGCUUUGUGUAAGCAGAAUUCGU